UGUUCUUAAGCAUAUGUGUCUGAAGACCUCUCAUACUUAUCUCACUUGUUGUUUUUCCCCAUCAGCUGCUGCAGCAAAACAGCUUAAAGGUGAGAAACUUCGUAAAAUCCGGCAAGCACACGGUAAGUACCCUGGCGUGUUUCCUGGGAUGGCUGCACCCGACGGCAGUCCCUUGUCCAGCAGCUCCAGCCCCAGCUCCAGCUUGAGUUCUAGUGUCGGCAGUGGCAGCGUCCACAGCAGCGCCGGCAGCGGCGUCAGCAGCGCCAGUGGCAGUAUUCGCAUCCGUGUCAGCAGCUCCACGUGGCAGGGACCACAGCGUCCCAAAAAGAAGGUCAAGGUCACGGAGAAAGCAGAAGAGAUCAAACUCGCUCCUGCCCUUACCCAGGUGACCCGAAAGCUACCCAAGGUGCACAAGCGGUUGCAGCCCAUCCUCUUGCAGCGGCGUGACACCCGCACACAACUUUACACUGAGAUGCUGAAGCACCAGAAAGUCAAGAAAGAGCCAGCGGUUGUCACUGCACCCAUGGAAUCAAAGCAAGAGAUUGCCCCUGUCCCACUGAAACCCAGCCCGUCUGUGGCACCACCACCACCACCACCACCUCCACCACCGGCACCUGCCAAAGGCACCUUAAUUGAUCCGAAUGAGCAGUACAACACUGACCGCACCAAGUGGCGCAAGGACCUCUAUAAGCUGAUGACGCUUCGCAUUGGCAGCUUUGCUGAGGGCCGCACAGCAGCCGAGGACUUCCUGGCGUCUGCUCGUGCGGCCCUGAGCGGCCGUCCCAUGUCCUGGGAGGCCUUCACAAACAUCAGCCAGGCAUUCCUCUCCUCUCAGGAGAAAAUCACAUCACAGGCCUCUAGCUGGAAGAAGUACAUGAGCGAACUCUUCAGAGCCUCUUCCCAGGAAUUCAAACCGUCAACAGAAAGCUUAGAAACGGUCUUGGAUGUAAAAAAAGGAAGAGAUAUAUUCAGAGGUUCAUUGAGUGACGCGGAGAGCUUGGAGCUCAGUCAGGAGGAUUCGGAUUUGGAGAGAAGAAAGGAAGAAAGAAGGAGAAGAACGAAGGAGAAGAAGGAGCUUGACACGGCGGCGGCAGUGAAAAAAGAGAUGUCCAUGGCCUCCAAAAUGCAAGCAACGAGGAAGAAGACGGAAAGGGAAGAGAAAAUGGCUCGAAGGUUAGCGAAAGAAGGAAAGUUAGCUAAACUGAAAGACCAAGACACGUUGUCCCUAGAUAGAGAGCGGGAAGUGUUGGCCAAAGAAAAAGAAUAUGAGUCAGCUGAAGAAAAAGAAUAUGUGUUGGUCCGGGGGACGGGGAAGAGUAAAGAACAAGAAGCGGCCAAAAGAAAAGAGCAAGAGGCAGUCAAGGGCAAAAGGCACGAGGCAGCUAAGGGAAAAGAGUAUGAAGCGGCCAAGGGAAAAGAGCAUGAGGCCGCCAAGGGAAAAGAGCAUGAGGCAGCCAGGAGGGAAGAGCGUGAGGCAGCCAUGGAAGAAGAGCGUGAGGCAGCCAGGGUGAAAGAACGAGAGGCAGCCAAGGCGAAAGAACGAGAGGCAGCAGCACGUAGGAGAAGGGAACGAGACUCGGUCUCAGUUGAAAGGAAAGAAAAAGAGGCGGCCAAGAAGAAGUUGGAGAAGUUAGCGGACGAGAAAAGAGAGGCUUUCCUGGAGGAGAAAGAGAAAUUCCUUAAGGAGGUAGAUGCAAAGAUCGAGUCCAUGCUCAAGAGUAUCAAGAAAAAGCAUGGGGAUGAGACCCUGCUUACAGACUCGGAAAGGACCCUGUUCACGGUGACAGAAAGCACCAUCGCCGAAUUCCGGGCAGAAGCCAAAGAGAGGAUGCUAGCAGAACUGAAGGAGCGAGCUCUGGUUGAAGCUCAAAAGAUAGCACUGGAAGAAGUGAAAGAGAGAGCGUUGGCGGAAGCACGAGAGUUGGCUUUGGAGGAAGCAAGGAACUGGGCCUUGCUCCAAGCAAGGAAGAUGUCCUUGAUUGAAGCCUGGGAGAAGGUUCUGACUGAAGCACGAGAGAAAGCCGUAGAAGAAGUGAAGGAACAGGCGUUGGCUGAGGCCCGGGAGAGGGUGCUGGCCGAAGCCCGAGAGAGGGCUCUGGCCGAGGAGGAAGAGGAGGAAAUGGAAGCCAUCUUGGAAGAAAAGAUCCAAGCACUGGCUGAAGUCAGAGCCAAAGAACUGGCCGAAGAAAGAGCCGUGGAAAUGGCAUUCUUGGUAUCGCUAGAGGCGGAUGAGGACAGGGUUUUACAAUUGCUCGGGGCCUUCCCAGUAGAAGCAGAUGAGGCAAGGAUCUUUGAGCUAGCAGUGGAAAGAGCCCGGGAGCUGACGGAGGCAAGAGCAAUGGAACUGGUGGAGGAAAAAAUGACGCAGCUCUCGGAUUCAGUCAUAAUGGAGCUGGUUGAGGAAAAAAUACUAGAGCUCAUUGAGGCACAAAUGAAAGAACUGGAGAAGGAGGAAGAAAAAAUGGCUGCUCGACAAAGAUUAAUUCCUGGCAGCAAGGAGUACCUUUUAGCCAGAAAGAAAUUAUUUUCUGCAAAAGAAGAAGAAGAAGAAGAGGCAGGGAUGUGGGAGGACUUAGAAGAGGGGGAGAGUCCCUGGUCUCUUACUGAGCGUGAAACAGAGACUUUAAUUGCCAUGGCCCAGAAAGAACCCGUGCCAUCACCAAAACUUGAGUUUUCAGAACGUGCUCAGUUGAUCCUGGAUGUCUUGACUGGACCAGAGAAGUUGGAGCGAACAGAUUCUGAAAACUUCCAGCGCCUUUGUCAAGUGGUAUCCUUGCUUGACAUCACUUCAACAACAGAUAUUCAAGCACUGACUGUGACUCUGCUCCAGAAAGUUGGAGAAACCAUCAAGGAAGGUGAGGAGCAGCAGGCUCUUUUGCCUGAAGAAGACGUCUCUGUUUUGAGGGUGCUCAAAGACACAUUCAGAGCACGUCAGUCCUGGAUGUUUGACCCGUCACAGUUUUCCAAGAAGCUGAGCGGCCUUCUGAAAGCUGCCGAGACUGUCAUGCAGGCCAAGAAGUUGAAGGAGAAGCUGGACAGAGAAUUUUGGAAAAAGUGCUGGGAGGACAGAGCUAUGAAGCCACUGGAGGCUGGUGAAAUGAAGAUCAGGGGAAAGAAGGCCUGGCUGGGCAAGAAACUGAAAGAUGCCCUUAGGAAGUGGAGAGUGGAUCAAGAAAGGGCUCACUGGGAAAAGAGAGAGAAGGAGCGCCUGGAGAAGCGCCUCAAGAUCAGAUCACGGCCCAUCCUGCUCGAUGUGUCUGAGAAGGAGAAAGACGAGGAGAGUGUGUCAGAGGAGGAGAAAGCAGCGGAGGACGAGGAGAAGCAGAAGGAAGAACGGACCACUCGCCGUAAGCCCGCCCAACUGACUUGGUCACUGACUGCUCAGCGCGAGAGGGCCUGGAAAGUUAUUGUGCAGAUGGAGAAGCAGCUGCCUCUUUCAACUGAGGAGAAGCUCCGGCGCCACAGACCCAAAGGUCACCGGCUUCCCAAAGAAUCUCUCUACUUGGCCAGCAAGCCAGUACUCACGGUUCAUCGGAAAACACUCCGGCGUGGUGCCCAGCAGCACAUUUUCCGUCUUGAUCACGAGAAAGGUGUGGACUGGGACAGUUUUAUGAACAUCUACCAGUCAUUAAUGGCCUUGAAGCAAGAAGAAGGUGGCAUGGACACAGCAGCUUGGCAUGAGCAGUCUGCCCAGUUGCUGGAUCUCUAUGGCACAAGCAACCUGCUCGUCCGGAAUAUGCUGCAGCAGCUCUUGUUGGGAGACCGCCGCCAUCGCAAAUAUGUCAUGGGCAGCACCCUUAAGAUGAGAAAGGCAGAAGCCGAUUUAGGCCAACGGAUCCUCUAUGAGUUGAUCCAUCACUCAGCCCGACUUCGUCCCAGGCCUCCCACCAUACAUGGCAUCAUUCCACUCAGCUACCAGAACAAUGUCCAUCCCUUCAAGAUGCGGGGGACGACCCGCUAUGGCACCUUGGCCUUCAAGUGGAAGACCUACAUGUCCAAGGGGAAGAUGCCCAGGCUGCGCUUGUUCGUGCACUCAAAUUCUUUUUGAAAGAGCUUUAAUUACAAAAAUCCUGUAUACACUUACAUGCAGAUUCCACUACACAUAUAUGUAUAUAUCGCUUUAUACUGAUUUUUUUGUACUACACAUCCUGCUUUCAAUAUACAACACAGACAUUUGUGAGACCCUUCCAGGGUAGUGAACACUUACUCAAGCUUCCCGUUCAAUAAAGGAAAAGUUAAU
This is a messenger RNA of Anolis sagrei ordinatus, 4240 nucleotides long. The record is from RefSeq and is a predicted model, not a curated record. Lineage: Eukaryota; Metazoa; Chordata; Lepidosauria; Squamata; Anolidae.